Messenger RNA from Geodia barretti, 1596 nucleotides. Lineage: Eukaryota; Metazoa; Porifera; Demospongiae; Tetractinellida; Geodiidae. The record is from the annotation of a GenBank genome assembly.
AUGACCACCGGGCCGCUGACGGGCACCAUGGCCUCCACCGGCGGGCGCUAUUCCGUCGUCACCAAGAGCCCGCUGACGGGCGCCGUGGCGUGCUCCAAUUCCGGCGGCUUCAUCGGCGCCGAGAUGAAAAUGGCCGGUUGGGACAUGAUCAUCUUCGAGGGCAAAUCCCCGCAGCCGACGGACGAACGCCUGCACGCCAAGCACCAGGACCCGCUCAUCCGCGUCGCCUGCGUCGGGCGCGCCGCCGAACAGGGUUGCCUGUACGCCUCGGUGGUGAACGACCUGCACCGCGCCGCCGGACGCUCCGGGGUCGGCACGGUCAUGGCGUCCAAGAACCUCAAGGCGCUCGUCUGCCGCGGCACCAAGGGCGUCGGCAACAUCAAGGACCCCAUGCGGUUCUUCCAGGCCACCGAGCAGGGUAAGAAAGUGCUGGCGGAAAACGCCGUCACCGGCCAGGGCCUGCCGAAGUUCGGCACCCAGGUGCUGAUGAACGUCAUCAACGAAGUCGGCGCCAUGCCCACCCGCAACAUGCGCGAGGUGCAGUUCGAGGGCGCCCACAAGAUUUCCGCCGAGGCCAUGCACGAACCGCGCAGCGACGGCACCCCGAACCUGCACACCAACGCCGCCUGCUUCGCCUGCACCAUUGCUUGUGGGCGUAUCUCGACGAUCGAGAAGGGCCACUUCACGAUCGAGAACAAGCCCAAAUACUGGGGCGCCUCCGGCGGCCUGGAGUACGAGGCGGCCUGGGCCCUGGGCAGCGACACCGGGGUGGAUGACCUCGAAACCCUUACCUACGUGAACUUCCUGUGCAACGAGGACGGCAUUGAUCCCAUUUCCUUCGGGUCCACCGUUGCGGCUGCCAUGGAGCUGUACGAGCGCGGCGUCAUCAGCCAGGAAGACACCGGCGGCAUCGACCUGCGUUUCGGCUCCGCCGAGGCCCUCGCCAAGGCGACCGAGUUGACCGCCCGCGGCGAAGGCUUCGGCAAGAUUCUUGGGCUUGGCUCGCUGCGCCUGUGCGAGAAGUACGGCCAUCCCGAGCUGUCGAUGACGGUCAAGGGGCAGGAAUUCCCGGCCUACGACCCGCGCGGCAUCCAGGGCAUGGGCCUGGCCUACGCCACCUCCAACCGCGGCGCCUGCCACUUGCGCGGCUACACCGUGGCGUCAGAAAUCCUCGGCAUUCCCGAGAAGACCGACCCGCUGGUCACGGAAGGCAAGGCGGAACUGGUCAAGGCCUUCCAGGACGCCACCGCGGCGGUGGAUUCCUCCGGCCUGUGCGUCUUCACCACCUUCGCCUGGGGCAUGGAGGACAUCGCGCCGCAGGUGGACGCUGCCUGUGAGGGCGACUGGUCGGCGGAGAAGAUGCUGGAGGUUGGCGAGCGCGUCUGGAACCUGGAGCGCGACUUCAACCUCAAAGCCGGCUUCACCCGCGCCGACGACACCCUGCCGCACCGCUUGCUGGAGGAGGGCGCCAACACCGGUCCGGCAGAGGGCAGAGUGAACGAUCUCCAGCAGAUGCUGCCGCGCUACUACGAAAUUCGCGGCUGGACGGAGAACGGUGAACUGAGCGACGACACACGCCGCCGCUUGAGGGUCUGA